Cladophialophora yegresii CBS 114405 is the source of this 912-nucleotide messenger RNA. RefSeq lists its product as uncharacterized. The coding region runs from base 1 to 912 and encodes 303 amino acids. The transcript is spliced from 2 exons. Gene Ontology annotation, molecular function: iron ion transmembrane transporter activity; manganese ion transmembrane transporter activity. Lineage: Eukaryota; Fungi; Ascomycota; Eurotiomycetes; Chaetothyriales; Herpotrichiellaceae. Gene Ontology annotation, cellular component: fungal-type vacuole membrane. Gene Ontology annotation, biological process: intracellular manganese ion homeostasis. The record is from RefSeq and is a predicted model, not a curated record.
AUGGCGCGCGGAAAGUGCGAACAAUUGACCCGACACACCCAACGAUCCCCUGAGCGAGAGACCUUACCAACAGCAGCAGAUCUAGAGGCAAACCGCCCACUUCUGUCCAAAACGUCCACCCUGCACGAAGUUGCCGAGGUCCAAAGCCACUCCCAACAUAAGGUCAACGAAAUACAAGGACGGAGAAGGUGGCCCUGGUCCAGCUGGACUUUUCAACUCAGUGGAUGGGUCGUUUCUGACGCAAUCUUGGGGCUGUCCGAUGGCCUCACCGUACCCUUCGCACUCACUGCUGGUUUAACAGCUCUGGGAGACACGAGAGUUGUCAUCCUUGGCGGGAUUGCAGAGCUGAUCGCUGGUGCGAUAUCAAUGGGCCUCGGGGGAUAUGUUGGUGCAAAGAGCGAAGUCGAAUCAUUCAAUGCCACAGCGCGAAGUUGCAGCCAGCUUAUGCUGCAUGAGCCCGAGACUGCAAGGGACCUCGUCCGAGAGUACUUCGAGCAAUUCGGACUGUCAGCAAAAGACACGACAAGAGUUGUUGACCACAUCAGAGCGUCAGCACCAAUGUUCAAAGAAUUCCUCAUGCAGAACCAUUUCCAGGCAGCCAAGCCAGAAACAAACCGACCUUACCUGUCAGCACUCACUCUGGCACUCAGCUAUUUCGUUGGGGGGUUCAUCCCGUUGAUACCAUAUUUCGUUGUGGCUCGUGAUGAUGUACUGGCUGGUCUAUGGUGGAGCAUCGGCCUCAUGGCUUUGGUGCUGCUGAUCUUUGGAUACGUGAAGACGGGCGUCGUUCGGGGCUGGACUGGGAGAGACAACUACCGAGCGUGUACGGCCGGAGCAGGGCAGAUGCUGAUAGUGGGUAUCAUUGCUGCUGGGGCAGCAGUCUGCCUGGUUCGCUUCAUCAACGCUGAAUAA